Messenger RNA from Humulus lupulus (European hop), 935 nucleotides. RefSeq names its product probable peroxygenase 5. The record is from RefSeq and is a predicted model, not a curated record. NCBI's taxonomy places the organism in Eukaryota, Viridiplantae, Streptophyta, Magnoliopsida, Rosales, Cannabaceae. The coding region runs from base 158 to 772 and encodes 204 amino acids. The transcript has 7 exons. Gene Ontology annotation, molecular function: monooxygenase activity; calcium ion binding.
GCCUUUAUAAUCUAGAUAGGAACGCCCUCCAAACCCAUUAAACCAAUCCUUCACUAAAUAUUCUUCUAUAGAGAACUUAUUCUUUCCUAUUCCACUUACUCAUUAGCCUCCCAAAUCUCUCAACCUCUCCAAAAAAAAAUAAAAAAGAAAGGAAAUUAUGGCUUCCAUUUCUCCUAGUAAUAAUAUGCAACAAGAAGAAAGUAAGAAGUUUGUGCCAAGUAACGAGUUUGUUCUGCAAAAACAUGUUGCAUUCUUCGACCGGAAUGGCGACGGCGUCAUUUAUCCUUGGGAAACUUUCAGAGGAUUUCGUGCAAUUGGGAGUGGCAUAGCUUUGUCUACUUUUGGAGCAAUAUUCAUCAAUUUGGGUCUUAGUGGCAAAACUCGCCCAGGAAAAACAUUUCCUCAUUUACUCUUUCCAAUCGAGAUAAAAAAUAUACAACGUGCUAAACAUGGGAGUGACAGUGGUGUAUACGACGACGAAGGAAGGUUCGUUCCUUCAAAGUUUGAAGAGCUAUUUGCAAAGCACGCACAUACAUAUCCGGACGCAAUGAAUGGAAAAGAAGUAAGAGAACUAUUAAGGGCCAAUAGAACUGGCACUUUCUUGAAUGGAUGGGUGGGUGCAAUGGCUGAAUGGCUUGUACUAUAUCAUGUUGCUAAGGACAAGAGGGGAUUGCUCACAAAGGACACAGUUAGAGCUGUUUAUGAUGGAAGCUUGUUCGAACGGUUGGAGAAAGAGCAUUCUUCUUCCAAAAAGAAAGAUUCUUCUGCCUAACGAAAGGGAUGCAUGUUGGUUGGGUGUGAUGUAAUCUGCUAGCUAAUUAAGCUACUGCAUUUAUUUAUUUAUUUAUUAAUUAUGGUGUUGAUUUGAUUUUAAUUAUAAUGUAAUUUGUAAUUGGUUUUAAUAUAUGGGUGUCGACUGUUGGUGUUCGAUUCAA